Candidozyma auris is the source of this 1524-nucleotide messenger RNA. It is a transcript of the gene JAB1, whose product is annotated as COP9 signalosome catalytic subunit RRI1. Gene Ontology annotation, cellular component: cytoplasm; COP9 signalosome. The record is from RefSeq and is a predicted model, not a curated record. NCBI's taxonomy places the organism in Eukaryota, Fungi, Ascomycota, Pichiomycetes, Serinales, Metschnikowiaceae. The transcript has a single exon. Gene Ontology annotation, molecular function: deNEDDylase activity; metallopeptidase activity; protein binding. Gene Ontology annotation, biological process: protein deneddylation. Bases 1 to 1524 code for a protein of 507 amino acids.
AUGCACAGCUGUUCUCUACACGAGUUGGCCCAACAUGCCUCUCCCUACAACAACAAAACUCUCAAAUACACAUUGACGCCAGACAAGCUCUCGCAGCUCAGUGAACUCAAGCUCAGGUCGCUUUACUAUAAGAAGCCAGACUAUGCCUCCAUCAGCUCCCAGCCAUGGAAGUCUCUGCCAAAAUACUUCAAGAAUGUGUUUAUUUCUUCACUUGCCCUAGUCAAAAUGAGCGUACAUGCCAAGCUGGGAGGAUCCAUCGAGAUUAUGGGCAUGCUUACUGGCAAAGUCGUGGGAACCUCGAUCGUCGUGAUGGACGUGUACUCUCUUCCAGUUGAAGGCACUGAAACGAGAGUGAAUGCUCAGAGUGAAGCGUACGAGUACAUGGUGCAAUAUCUUGAUCUCAUGAAGUCUGUAGGCCGUGAAGAAAAUAUUGUGGGCUGGUACCAUUCACAUCCAGGAUACGGAUGCUGGCUCAGUGGAAUUGAUGUUGCUACGCAGAGCUUGAAUCAAAAUUUUCAGGAUCCAUACUUGGCGAUUGUGGUGGAUCCAGUGCAGCUGUCAAACCAGGGUAAAGUCGAAAUUGGUGCAUUCAGAACGUUGCCCAUCGAUCAAGAAUCGAACGAGAGUUCCAAGGGAAAGAAAAUCAACACAAGCUCCAAAUCUAAGAUGAAGGACUUUGGGAUUCACGCAGAUCAAUAUUACCCUUUGGAUAUAGAAUUGUUCAAGAGUAAAGAGGACGAAAAGUGCAUCAAGAUGAUCCUAAAUAAGUCGUGGGCAUCAAAUCUCAUAUAUUCUCAAAGUGGCUUGCGUGAGUACAAUAAGCGGUUAGUUGAUCGAGUGGAGCUGCUUUUGAAUGACUUGUCGUUUUCUCGUGAUGCCAAAGAUACGAAGCUAGCGGGAUCCUUUGCAGCAAGCUUUGAGAUGAUGAUGCACCGUCAAGCACGUAGCGUGAAUCCUCAUCAGUCCGAACGAAUAGCUAGAGAAGUUUUUCAGGAGAAGCUAGGGCUAGAGAGAGGCGAAGAAGCAGCCAUGGGGGACCAAUUUGAAGGCGAGGAGGACGACGAAGAUGAUGGUGACGAUGACAACGGAGACGAUGAGGAUGAUGAUGAAGACGACGAUGAUGACGAAUAUGACGACGAGGAGCAGGACUCCAAGGCCGGCAGUGAUGAUCAGCAAGACGUAGGCGACGAAGAGGCGCUGCAACCCAUGGAUACAGACGGAAACCAACUGAACGAGGCAGACGACGGACAACUCGAAAUCGGGAAUGCAAAGAAGAGACUACAUAAUUCCGAAGAUAGCAGGUCAAGUCUCUGCCUCGGGAAUGAGCGGCAGCUUCAUUCCAUGAGGAAGCGGGUUGCAACCGGAGAAGUGGAGCUGAAGUUGAGCAAUGAGUUGAAAGCCAAAUUGCAAAAGGCCCAGAGCAAGCUACGAGAAGAUGAGAUAUAUGUCUCAGGAAUUGGAUAUGCGGAAUUACUACAGUUGCUUGCCAGAAGAGCUCAGAGAAAGGCUUUCGGGCUUGAUUGA